Didymella exigua CBS 183.55 is the source of this 1442-nucleotide messenger RNA. Its product is annotated as glycoside hydrolase family 72 protein. Bases 85 to 1302 code for a protein of 405 amino acids. Gene Ontology annotation, cellular component: fungal-type cell wall; cytoplasm. The record is from RefSeq and is a predicted model, not a curated record. NCBI's taxonomy places the organism in Eukaryota, Fungi, Ascomycota, Dothideomycetes, Pleosporales, Didymellaceae. Gene Ontology annotation, molecular function: 1,3-beta-glucanosyltransferase activity. The transcript has 4 exons. Gene Ontology annotation, biological process: fungal-type cell wall (1->3)-beta-D-glucan biosynthetic process.
ACUUGGACAAUUCUCCAAUAAAACUCUUGAAAUUCCAGCCUUGAACUCCCAGAAGUGUUCUGCUACAUUUGUUUCAGCAUCAACAUGGCUAACCCUCCAGCUUCUGUUCCAAUCACAGUUCGCGGACGAUAUCUCUGGAGAGGGGACGAGCGGUUCUUUGUUCGGGGAGUUACAUACCAGGUCCCAGACGCGCAAGAUCCAAUCUCAGACACAUGUCUACCGCAGCUGAAGCACGAUGUCGAACUUUUCAAAGAGCUGGGAUUGAAUACUCUGUUCAUUUACACGGUCGACAAUACCAAGAGGCACGGUCAGGCCAUGAAGUUGCUUGAGCAAGCCGGGAUCUAUGUCUUCACAUCAGUCGCUACUCCCUUCAGCAGUAUCAAUCGAACGGAGCCGUACCAGUCGUACCACCGACCGUCAGUGACAGAGUACUUCCAGACCGUUGACGUCAUGUCGCAAUACCCAAACACGUUGGGUCUUCUUGCGGGCAAUAGUGUGACCAAUAGCCCAAGUACUCAGAGAGCGGCUCCGGUCAUCAAGGCGGUAGUCAGGGAUCUCAAGCGAUACAUGAAGAUACACAACGAAGCUAACGGCCAGAGGAUUCUUCCCAUCGGCUACACCGCCGCUGACGCCGAUCAAUUGGACACGACAGUGCUCAACUUCCUCUCCUGGGGUGACCCAGCAAGCUCAAUUGAUUUCUGGACGUGCAACUGCUAUAUGUGGGCAGGGCUUUCAAACUACCAGAUAUCCGGCUACGAGCGACUGGUCGCUCGUCUGCAGAGCGCCGCUCUACCUAUCAUCAUGUCCGAGUAUGGCGUGAACAUACAGCCACGUCAGUUUGAAGAGACAGCAGCCCUGUACUCUCCACAGAUGAGCCAAGUGUUCUCCGGAGGCUGUGCGUACGACUUCUGGGAAAGCUCGAACGGCUACGGCUUAGUUGAGCUCGUCAAUCAAGAACAACCUCGCACAACUCCGGCCUGGGCUGUAGAGCAAGAUGAUGAGACACCACUCGCUCGAGCAGAUGAUCCAGAGAAGACAGCGGAAAAGCGGCAGACGGAGCGAGGUCCACUGUCGAUCUACCAUGACUUUGUGAACUUCAAGGCCAAAUUGGACGCGACUAGACACAUCGAACACGAUUGGGAAGGCGACAUCAUGGAACGCGAGGCCACUGAGAGAGGAAGUGUCGAUGUUUCGCAGAUGAAUUGGCCUUGGGAGCCGGAAAACCAGAUUCCUGAUACUGUCGUGGAUUGGGUGGAAACUGAAGACUUGGUCAAUGGAAGAGGUCUGCUAUAUGUUAUGUAGGGUUGGCUAAGCGGCAGCGAGGUUUCGUGGUGUACGAAGGUAGUAGAACGGCCCGUGCGCGCCGCUAGUCUUCAAGCUCUCUGACGAUCAUUCGGCGAGCUCCAAGCUUCAAAGAGAUUCAAUCUACCUCCACAUUCUUG